This is a messenger RNA of Fundulus heteroclitus (mummichog), 1396 nucleotides long. RefSeq names its product v-mos Moloney murine sarcoma viral oncogene homolog (gene mos). The record is from RefSeq and is a predicted model, not a curated record. Gene Ontology annotation, molecular function: ATP binding; protein kinase activity. The transcript has a single exon. Gene Ontology annotation, cellular component: cytoplasm. NCBI's taxonomy places the organism in Eukaryota, Metazoa, Chordata, Actinopteri, Cyprinodontiformes, Fundulidae. Bases 99 to 1106 code for a protein of 335 amino acids. Gene Ontology annotation, biological process: negative regulation of metaphase/anaphase transition of meiotic cell cycle; positive regulation of MAPK cascade; protein phosphorylation.
CUGCUCCGCUUCAAAACGGAAGUUGAGUGACGUCAUGUGAAAAGGGUCUAUUGGGAGAUAUUAGCUAAGUGAAACACACCUGUGUCUUUUCACGCGAGAUGCCUUCUCCCAUUCCGGUCGCGCGCCUGUUACCGAAGAACAUCUAUCCUUCAGCGGACAUCUCCACCUGCAGCAGCCCGCUCUUCCAGCUGUCCCAUGGGUCCACCCUGCAGGUGCCCCCCCAGCGGCUGCACGGUAAGACCGGCAGCCGCCUCUGGUCCUCCGUGAUCCACUGGGAGCAGCUGCGCUCUGUGGAAGCCGUUGGCUCCGGAGGCUUCGGCUCCGUCUACAAGGCAGAGUACCUCGGGGAAACGGUAGCGCUGAAGAAAGUAAAGAAGAACACGAAGAACAAGCUGGCCUCCCGGCAGAGUUUCUGGGCGGAGCUGAACGCUGCACAUUUGCACCAUAAAAACGUCGUGCGCGUCAUUGCCGCAAGCACGUGCGUGCCGGCGGGCUUUGAAGAUGAGGGCAGCAUCGGAGCGAUCGUGAUGGAGUUCGUAGGCAGCAGAAAUCUGCAGCAGAUUAUCUACGAGAGCACGGAGGAGCUCGGGGAGGACAGGUGGCUCAAGUACUCCACAGACAUUGUGAAGGGGUUGCGCUUCCUGCAUUCCCACAGUGUUGUGCAUCUAGACAUCAAACCAGCCAAUGUGCUGGUGUCACGUGGAGAAGUGUGCAAAAUAGCUGAUUUUGGAUGUUCCCUGACGCUGGACCGUGACUGCGAAAUAAGCUCCAUCAGCCCCCACCUUAGCCAUGGCUGUGGCACGUACUCGCACCGAGCCCCUGAACUGCUAAAAGGCGAGCAGGUGUCUCCUAAAGCGGACAUAUUCUCUUUGGGGAUCACCAUAUGGCAGCUUCUGACCAGAGAGCCGCCCUAUACGGGUGACAGGCAGCACGUCCUCUAUGCGGUUGUGGCGCACAAUCUGCGGCCGUCUCUGCGCGACCACCCGGUGUUUCUGUCCGCGCAGGGGAAGCGGUGUGCGGAGCUGCUAGGCCGUUGCUGGAGCGCAGAGGUCCGCUGCAGACCCAGCGCCGAGGAUCUACUGCAUCAGCUUGAGCUCCUAAACUGAUAUUUUAUUUUUUAGGACUUUUUCAGACUUCCGCUAGAUGGUUUUGCACAGCAGCGUCCUGAAGGAAUAGCUCAGCUUUCAGUUUGGAUACAAAGCCUCGGACUUCAACAAUUGGGCUAUUUUAAGUCUAUUUCUGCCUUCUAAGAAGUUAUCAACAAACUGUAAGCGUUUUUUACGGUUCCAAAUAUGUUCUGAUUUCUUCUAAGCCACAUAAGUUAUUUUAAAUGUUUUCAUUAAAAUUAUUUUUAUAACUUAAAGUAGUCUCCUUUUAUUGUGGAAUGAAUAUUGCU